Equus quagga is the source of this 5309-nucleotide messenger RNA. It is a transcript of the gene DNAJC10, whose product is annotated as DnaJ heat shock protein family (Hsp40) member C10. Bases 568 to 2952 code for a protein of 794 amino acids. The record is from RefSeq and is a predicted model, not a curated record. Gene Ontology annotation, biological process: protein folding in endoplasmic reticulum. The transcript has 23 exons. Lineage: Eukaryota; Metazoa; Chordata; Mammalia; Perissodactyla; Equidae. Gene Ontology annotation, cellular component: endoplasmic reticulum. Gene Ontology annotation, molecular function: disulfide oxidoreductase activity.
GGCGCGGGCUGCGCGGGUCCAGCGUGUACCUCGGCUCCGGGUUGGAGCUGAGCCGGAGCCGGAUUCCGGGCGGACGGCCACGUCAACCUUAACCUACACCGCCCUCCCCACCCGCGCCCUCCGCCGCCGCGCCCGCCAGGCUUGCGGCGGGUUCUCUCAGGCUGCGGCCUCCACGCAUUUCCCACAAUGCCCCGCGCCAGGCCCCGCCCCGCUCGCCGUGGAGACCGGCGCGGGAGCUGCCGACCGGAGCUGGCCGCACUCGUCGCUGCCGGUGCGGCGUGUCCUCCGCGUCCCGAGUGCGGCGGCUCGGCGCUCGGACAGUGCGUGUCCUCCCGCGCGCACAGCUGGCGCUCUGCCGGUGGGGUCAGCGACCGGGAAUUGAGGAUGGGGAAGUAGCUGCAGGAGGCGACCCCGCAACACCGAGAUUAACAUUUGGCAAGACAAUUUCAGGAUGCUGGAGUCAUUCUUGGAAUAAUGUGGACAGACGUUCUCAAACUUGUGUACAUCAACUGGAACCAACGGCAUAUCUUAAUGUUCACUUAAACCAGAACUUGUAUAAGAAAAAGAAUGGGAGUCUGGUUCAAUAAAGAUGACUAUGUCAUAGACUUGAAAAGGGUCACUGUCUGUUUUCUAAUAGUGUAUAUGGCCGUUUUAGUGGGCACAGAUCAGGAUUUUUACAGUUUACUUGGAGUAUCCAAAACUUCAAGCAGUAGAGAAAUAAGACAAGCUUUCAAGAAAUUGGCAUUGAAGCUGCAUCCUGAUAAGAACCCGAAUAACGCAAAUGCACACAGUGAUUUUUUAAAAAUAAAUAGAGCAUAUGAAGUACUCAAAGAUGAAGAUUUGCGGAAAAAGUAUGACAAAUAUGGAGAAAAGGGACUUUCAGAUAAUCAAGGAGGAGGCCAGUAUGAAAGCUGGAAUUACUAUCGUUAUGAUUUUGGUAUUUAUGAUGAUGAUCCUGAAAUCAUAACAUUGGAUAGAAGAGAAUUUGAUGCUGCUGUUAAUUCUGGAGAACUGUGGUUUGUGAACUUUUACUCCCCGGGAUGUUCACACUGCCAUGAUUUAGCUCCCACUUGGAGAGAGUUUGCUAAAGAAGUAGAUGGAUUACUUCGAAUUGGAGCUGUGAACUGUGGCGAUGAUAGAAUGCUUUGCCGAAUGAAAGGAGUCAACAGUUAUCCGAGCCUCUUCAUUUUUAGAUCUGGAAUGGCUGCAGUGAAAUACCAUGGUGACAGAUCAAAGGAAAGUUUAGUGAGUUUCGCCAUGCAACAUGUUAGAAGCACAGUGACAGAAUUGUGGACAGGAAAUUUUGUUAACUCCAUACAAACUGCUUUUGCUGCUGGUAUUGGUUGGCUGAUCACUUUUUGUUCCAAAGGAGGAGAUUGUUUGACUUCACAGACACGUCUCAGGCUUAGUGGCAUGUUGGAUGGUCUUGUUAAUGUAGGAUGGAUGGACUGUGCCACACAGGACAACCUUUGUAAAAGUUUGGAUAUUACAACAAGUACUACUGCCUAUUUUCCUCCUGGAGCCACUUUGAAUAACAAAGAGAAAAGCAGUAUUUUGUUUCUUAACUCAUUGGAUGCUAAAGAAAUAUAUUUGGAAAUAAUGCAUAAUCUUCCAGAUUUUGAACUACUUUCGGCAAACACACUAGAGGAUCGCUUGGCUCAUCAUCGAUGGCUCUUAUUUUUUCAUUUUGGAAAAAACGAAGAUUCAAAUGAUCCUGAGUUGAAGAAACUGAAAACUCUACUUAAAAAUGAACAUAUUCAAAUUGGCAGGUUUGACUGUUCCUCUGCACCAGACGUCUGUAGUAAUCUCUAUAUUUUUCAGCCAUGUCUAGCAGUAUUUAAAGGACAAGGAACCAAAGAAUAUGAAAUUCAUCAUGGAAAGAAGAUUCUAUAUGAUAUACUUGCCUUUGCCAAAGAAAGUGUUAAUUCUCACGUUACCACACUUGGACCUCAAAAUUUUCCUGCCAAUGACAAAGAACCAUGGCUUGUUGAUUUUUUUGCGCCUUGGUGUCCGCCGUGUCGAGCUUUAUUACCAGAGUUACGGAAAGCUUCAAAGCAUCUUUAUGGUCAGCUGAAGUUUGGUACUCUAGAUUGUACAGUUCAUGAGGGACUCUGUAACAUGUAUAACAUUCAGGCUUAUCCAACAACAGUGGUAUUUAACCAGUCCAACAUUCAUGAAUAUGAAGGACAUCACUCUGCUGAACAGAUCUUGGAGUUCAUAGAGGAUCUUAUGAAUCCUUCAGUGAUCUCCCUGACACCCACCACUUUCAAUGAACUAGUUACACAGAGAAAACAUGAUGAGGUCUGGAUGGUUGAUUUCUAUUCUCCAUGGUGUCAUCCAUGUCAAGUCCUAAUGCCAGAAUGGAAAAGAAUGGCUCGGACAUUAACUGGACUGAUCAAUGUGGGCAGUAUAGACUGCCAACAGUAUCAUUCUUUUUGUGCCCAAGAAAAUGUUCGGAGAUACCCAGAGAUAAGAUUUUUUCCCCAAAAAUCAGAUAAAGCUUAUCAAUAUCAUAGUUACAAUGGUUGGAAUAGGGAUGCUUAUUCCCUAAGAAUCUGGGGUCUAGGAUUUUUGCCUCAAGCAUCCAUAGAUCUAACCCCUCAGACUUUCAAUGAGAAAGUUUUACAAGGGAAGAGUCAUUGGGUGAUUGAUUUCUAUGCUCCUUGGUGUGGACCUUGCCAAAAUUUUGCUCCGGAGUUUGAGCUCUUGGCUAGGAUGAUUAAAGGAAAAGUGAAAGCAGGGAAAGUAGACUGUCAGGCUUAUGCUCAAAUCUGCCAGAAAGCUGGGAUCAGAGCCUAUCCAACUGUUAAAUUUUAUCCCUACGAAAGAGCACAGAGAAAUACUUGGGGAGAGCAGAUAGAUACCAGAGAUGCAAAAGAGAUUGCUACCUUAAUAUAUGAAAAAUUGAAAAAUCUCCAAAAUCAUGAAAAGAGGAGUAAGGAUGAACUUUAAAGAUGUUGAAGAUGAAGAAAAAUUGAAAAGAAAUUGUAACAAAUGACAUCAGAAGACAUCUUUUUAGAGUGUUGCUGCGUUCUUGAUAGGAGUUUAUCUUGGACUUGUAAUUGCACUGUCUGAAUCCUGUACAACAUUGGUAUAAAGGAAAGGUCUGCAGACUUUUUCUGUAAAGGGCCAGCCCGUAAAUAUUUUAGGCUUUGUUUUGUCAUGUAUUCUUUGUUUUUGUUUUGUUUUGUUUUCAACCCUUUAAAAAAUGUAAAAACCAUUCUUAGCUCAAGGCCACACUCAGCUCAUACACAAGUAGGCCAAACAAGCCACCUGCAGUCUGUGGGCUGAAGCUUGCUGACCCCUGGAAAUGUUUGGUCUGGCCGCCUCAAACAGGAGCCUGCUCUGCUAUUGUCUACGUGCAUGUCUAGGUUACACAAGUGGAUUUUAUUGCUUAAAGUUCUGUGGUGGCCGGAAAAGAGAUUAACUUGGUUUUUAGUCACCUGUUGUCCUAAAAAUUUUUGGAAACAUAUUUCAUUUUAAGAACACACAAUGUGACAAAAGUUUAUUUUCAUGCUUUAUUAUAGUGAAGAGAUUCUUCAUUUUAUUUCCUUUCUAAAGGUUGAAGAACAGAUUUAAUUUUUCACAAUUAAGAAGAAUUUUUAACAGUAAAUAAACAAAUCCUAUAGAUUUAAUACCUGAGGAAAAAAUAUUUACAGCAAUUAAUUGGGCAUUGUAGAGUAUCCCAAAUAUAUCAAGUAUUUAACGUUCUGCAUUUUAGAGAUACGUGUUCGUUUAUUUUCCGAAUUGCUUUCAUAAGAGUUUUCCCUGUGAUAGUAGUUGACUUUUGAAGCCUCUUUUACUAUUUAUGUUUUUGCCUUCUGGACUUUCUGUUUUGAUGUGUAUCUUUUAUUUACAUUUACUUUUUUUUCUUUAUAGUUGUGGUUUUUCACUCUUGUCCAAUCUCUUCAUUUUCAAAUAGGAAAAAUAACUUUGCAAGUUUGUUUCACUAUACCAUGUAAUGGUACUGUGGUGAUUAUUAUUUACUGUUGGAGGCUGCCAUUUUCAGAUAAAUAUUGCAUAAUAACUGAAGUUAUUUUUGUAAGAAAAUCAAGUAUAUAAAUCCAAGGAUGGAGUGAGUUGCUCAGACUCAAAGAAUCCAAAAAUUUUUCCCUUGCAUGUACACAAAACAUUGUAACGUAAUUGUUUAGUUAUCAUUCAGAGUAUAUGGAAUGAUAAAAAUCCCAAUUGAUCAAAAGAGGUCAACAAAUUUUUUUAAAACUUCAGUUUUCCUAAAAACCUAUUAGGAUUAUGUUUUAUUAUAUUGGAAGAGUUUUGGGUUUUUUUGAUAUCACUUUACUCCCUUCUCCAAUAUUUCCUCAUAAAGAUUAUUAUUAUUAUAGCUGCAAUUUAUAGAAAAACAGAUUUUUUUCAAGUCUAACCCUGUUCAUAUUUCUUUAACUCCUUAUUUUAGAUUCUGCUUUACUCAUGUGGGCACAUACAGAACAAUCACCACUUCUAACCGUAAUUUAACGCCACCUUUUUGAAUUAUAAUCAGUAACAUCAAGUGCCUUUCAUUUACAAAAUUUUCAAAGCCUAGAAAAUUUUUGAAAUUGGCCUGUUUCUACAAGAAUCCCAAGACGGAAUGCUUGAAGAAGUCUCAGUGAAUAUUUACUGAAAGUACCAGUUACGUGAAGACCACUGUGCUGGACACUGCUAAGUGUACAAAUGGAAUCCAAGGCAUGUCCCCAUCUCCCAAGUGUCUGUAAUUCACAGUUCUGACACUGACCCCAUAAACAAGUUUAUAGGUACCUAUAGUAUUACCUAUAAAUAUAAUUCCAAACUUACUGAUUGAGAAAGCAUCUUAAGCAGUAAAUAUUAUGUAUCCUGUAACUUGGCCUAAGUGUGUGCCUGUGGAACUGGCAGAGUUACCUGGGAGUCAUGUUAAGUAAUUUGUGUCAUAUAAGUAAUACUUGUCAGGAGGCUGUUUUCUGCCGUCCUAUCAGUGUCAUUGGGUAUUUCAAAAACAGCUGGAGGAAUUAAAGCUUUUAACAGCCACAUUAAUGCAGUUAGAGCACCUCUAAAGAGUGCUGGGUAAAACAUGCCAUUUCUUUCAGCAACACCAUUUUGUGUGCACCUGGCCUUGGGUAACAACACCAUUUCUGGCAGACAGAGUGCAUUGUAUCAGGCAGCUAGAUUUGAAAAGUAGAUAUAUUUAAAUAUGUGGCUAUGUGAAACCAUUUGGGAUUUGUGUUUGUGGCAUUAGCUUAUUCCAAUUUCCCAGGUUUUAUUUAACAUCUUUCUUAUCUUUUUUAAGGUAUAUGAUUAAGAUAAAGAACAAAUAAAAUGAAAUAAUUAUUGUGUAAUAA